AUGGAAGAUUCCCAGCUACCGUUGGUCCGGUCGGCAAGUGGUGCAUGCGACGCAUGGUCAAGGUUGGAAGACCACUUCGAGAAGAAGAGUCUUGCCAACAAGCUGUUCUUGCGCCGUCGCUUCUUCACGACAAUGAUGGAAGAAGGCGACGAUGUGCUCGAACACAUCAACAAGCUCAAGACGCUGGCGGAACAGCUAGAAGCGGUGGGGGGCUCCACUUUGGAGUCGCGCUCAGACACUCUUAGCUGGGAGCUCGUGACAUCUCGACUGCUUCAUGAAGAAAUGAAGCGGAAGGAGCAAGGAAGUAAAGGUGAUGAAGCUUCGCAAGGUCAAGCGUUCAUCACAAGGGACAAUCAGCGCAAAGGGCGACCAGUGAAGAAGUCCUGGCCGUGCCACAAUUGCGGAAAGAUUGGUCACUGGAUGGCGGAGUGCCCCUCGCGCAUCCAAGAAAACACGGAGAGACACCGGCCACAGCGUGCUCAAGACAGCGGCGACCGCUAUCGAUCACAACGUGCAAACGUCGCUCAAGAAGAAGACUCGGGAGACUACCUCUUUUCGAUCGGUGAAACGACAUCUGCGAAAUCGAGCGACAUCUGGCUGGUCGACUCCGGGGCGACGCAGCACAUGACGUGCUCCAAGAAGUUCAUGCGGAACUACAAGGGGGUUUGA
This is a messenger RNA of Peronospora matthiolae, 669 nucleotides long. NCBI's taxonomy places the organism in Eukaryota, Oomycota, Peronosporomycetes, Peronosporales, Peronosporaceae. The record is from the annotation of a GenBank genome assembly.